Molecule: messenger RNA, 2613 nt
Organism: Striga hermonthica
Lineage: Eukaryota; Viridiplantae; Streptophyta; Magnoliopsida; Lamiales; Orobanchaceae
Source: the annotation of a GenBank genome assembly
AUGGUAGAUAGUGAUCAGGGGCUCACAUUGCUUCAAAUUCAGACAGAGUUUCAUGUUUCUAAAUGGAGUGCUCAAAACACCUCGGAUUUUUGCAUCCUGCCUGGCAUUUCUUGCAAUAACUCAUUAGUUGAGGCUCUUGAUCUCUCCAACCAAGGCUUGCGAGGCAAUUUAACCUUAAUCUCCCAGCUCAAAUCCUUAAAAUCUCUCGACCUAUCGUUCAACAAUUUCAAUGGCUUGAUCCCACCAGCUCUCGCCGAGCUGUCCGAGCUCGAGUUUCUCGAUUUGUCGUUCAACAGUUUCGAUGGCCCAAUUCCUUUGGAAUUCUCAAAGCUCAAGAAUCUCAGAGCUUUGAACCUUUCCGGUAACUUUCUCACCGGUGAUAUACCGAAAGAGCUCGAGAGCUUGAAGAAGCUAGAAUCUUUGCAGCUCUUCACAAACAGGCUGAAUGCCACAAUCCCUUCAUGGGUUGGCAGCUUGACCGGCCUGAGAAUUUUCACCGCCUACGAAAAUGACUUGACUGGCUUCAUCCCUGAUGAGUUGGGCUUGCACAGUGAGCUUCAGCUGUUGAACCUUCACUCGAAUGAGUUAGAAGGCCCAAUCCCUGAAAGCAUUUUCUCUAUGCAGAAGCUCGAGACUUUAGUCCUUACACAGAACAGAUUAAACGGCUACAUUCCUAAAUCAAUCGGCAAAUGCAAGACCCUGUCGAGUAUCCGAAUAGGUAAUAACAACCUAAGUGGGCUCAUACCUAAGGAGAUUGGUGACAUCAGCGGCCUCACGUAUUUCGAGGCGAAUGAAAACGGCCUUUAUGGAGAGAUCGUGCCCGAUUUUUCCAAAUGCACGAACCUCACCCUCCUUAAUUUGGCCUCAAACCGGUUUAAUGGAACCGUGCCGUCGGAGUUUGGCUUGUUGAGUAAUCUGCAAGAGUUAAUUGUUUCUGAUAAUGAUCUCUUUGGAGAAAUGCCAGUAUCGGUUCUUAGAGUGAGAAGUCUGAAUAAGCUCGAUUUAAGCUAUAACCGAUUUAACGGCACUAUACCGGCCAGUAUCUGCAAUGUGUCUCGAUUGCAGUUCCUGCUUUUAGAGCACAACUCGUUGGAAGGUGAAAUCCCGCACGAGAUUGGUAACUGCACGAAACUGCUGGAAUUGCAGCUGGGGAGUAAUCGUUUGAGCGGGAGCAUCCCGCCCGAGAUCGGCCAUAUAAAAAACUUGCAGAUUGCUUUGAAUUUGAGCUUCAACCGUCUUAACGGGCAGCUGCCCGAAGAGCUGGGCAGGCUCGACAAGCUUGUUGCUUUAGACUUGUCGGCGAAUCAGCUUACCGGGAAUAUACCGAGUACUUUCCGGGGUAUGCUGAGUUUAAUCGAGGUAAACUUCUCGAACAACCGGUUAACCGGGCCCAUACCCAAUUUCGUCCCAUUUCAGAAGAGCCCGAACUCGAGCUUUAUCGGGAAUAAAGCUCUAUGUGGUGAGCCGUUGACCGUUUCUUGUGGGAAUUCGAACGAUUUUAAUAGUGGUUAUUAUUCUUACCACCAUAAGGUAUCUUACAAGAUUGUGUUGACUGUUAUCGGUUCAGGUUUAGCUGUGUUUGCAUCUGUGAGUGUAGUUGUUUGGCUUUUCAUGAUGAGAGAGAAACAGGAGAAAGCUGCGAAAGAGGCCAAAAUGGUCGAAGAGGAAAUUAACGAGGACCCGAAAAUAAUAGCUGGAGAUAUUUUUGUCGAGAGCCUUAAGCAAGCUAUCGAUUUUGAGGCAGUUGCUAAGGCUACCAUGAAGGAAUCGAGUAAAUUGAGUGUCGGCACGUUUAGCGUCGUUUAUAAGGCAGAUAUGCCGUCCGGGGUGAUUUUAUCGGUUCGAAAACUGAAACCGAUGGUUCAUAAAACCGUACUUAACCACCAAAGCAAGAUGAUUAGAGAGGUGGAGAAGCUGAGCAAGCUUCGUCACGAUAACUUGAUGAGGCCGAUCGGUUUUGUUCUGUUCGAGGACGAUGUUGUGCUAUUGUUGCAUCAGUAUUAUCCAAAUGGGACCUUGGCCCAGUUUCUCCACGACUCGGCUGGAAAUCCCGAUUACAAGCCUGACUGGCCGGUGAGGCUUGCGAUUGCUAUUGGGGUAGCUGAAGGCCUGGCUUUUCUACACAAUGUGGCGAUUAUCCAUCUCGAUAUCUCGUCGGGCAAUCUGGUUUUGGACUCGAGUUUUAAUCCUUUAUUGGGCGAGGUCGAGGUCUCGAAGCUUCUAGACCCUUCUAGAGGAACUGCGAGUAUAAGCGCCGUAGCUGGUUCUUUCGGAUAUAUGCCUCCAGAAUAUGCUUACACUAUGCAAGUUACGGCACCGGGCAAUGUAUACAGCUAUGGAGUUGUUUUGCUCGAGAUCCUCACAACACGGCUGCCAGUUGACGAGGCAUUUGGGGAAGGGAUUGAUCUGGUGAAGUGGGUGCAUGGUGCACCCACAAGAGGGGAGACACCGGAGCAGAUUCUUGAUCCGAGGCUGAGCACAGUGUCGUUCGGCUGGAGAAAAGAUAUGCUGGCUGCACUCAAAGUUGCAUUGCUCUGCACGGAUAACACGCCAGCCAAACGCCCGAAGAUGAAAGAUGUGGUGGAGAUGCUGAAAGAGAUUGGAAAUUAUUAG